Messenger RNA from Raphanus sativus (radish), 603 nucleotides. RefSeq names its product CRIB domain-containing protein RIC10. Bases 130 to 597 code for a protein of 155 amino acids. The record is from RefSeq and is a predicted model, not a curated record. NCBI's taxonomy places the organism in Eukaryota, Viridiplantae, Streptophyta, Magnoliopsida, Brassicales, Brassicaceae. The transcript has 4 exons.
UGGGGGAGAGGAGAUUGUUUGCUGGGCUACUUCAACUAUUACGUAGAAAAGAUACUAUUUUUCUGGUAAUCAAGUUACAAAACAAUAAUCCAAGACAAGUUUAGUCUGCUGUUUUGUGAUCUCUUCAAUAUGGCAAUGAAAAUGAAGGGCAUCUACAAAGGCUUCAAAUGUAUCUCUCAAAUGUUUGCCGGGGAGAAAGAGAGUGAUGAAAUAGAAAUUGGGUAUCCAACAAAUGUAAAACAUGUCUCUCAUAUUGGCUGGGAGGGUUCAUCUAGUAGUGGUCCUGGUUGGAUGAGUGAGUUCAAGGUCGGAGCUGAGGUUUUGUCUCCAAGAGCAUCAUCGUUCAGUAAUGCAAGACCUUCUACUUCUUUUUUCACCUCUUCUUCCACUGAUUUUGAUCAAGGAUCGAGUAAACGAACAAUAUCUGAUACACUAAGAGAUGUACCUCCAAUUACUCCAAUAAAUUUACCAAAACAUAGCAACAAGAAAAGUAGUAGAAGAAAGAAGUCAGCUUCAUCAUCAUCAUCUCCAAAAUCUUCAAGAUCAUCUAUUUUUUCUAAAUCUUCGUAUAAAUCAACUGUAUCCCAACUAAUCUAAACAUAU